Messenger RNA from Artibeus jamaicensis (Jamaican fruit-eating bat), 4656 nucleotides. RefSeq names its product neural precursor cell expressed, developmentally down-regulated 9 (gene NEDD9). Gene Ontology annotation, molecular function: protein binding. Gene Ontology annotation, biological process: cell surface receptor protein tyrosine kinase signaling pathway; cell migration. The transcript has 8 exons. Gene Ontology annotation, cellular component: cytoplasm; plasma membrane. The record is from RefSeq and is a predicted model, not a curated record. Lineage: Eukaryota; Metazoa; Chordata; Mammalia; Chiroptera; Phyllostomidae. Bases 347 to 2848 code for a protein of 833 amino acids.
GGUUGCUCAGUAGGGAAAUGCUCACAGCUGCCUUUAGAAGCAAGUCUGGUGGGUGCAACGAGAGAGAAGCAUGAUCAUGAGACAGGAUUGAGCUGUCACCUCCCGCCUGCCUGCCCAGAGAAGGGCAAGAACAAUCAGGAAGACCAGAUGAUCCACCAAUGGUUCUGCCCUGGGUUCAGGAAGCUGUGAAUUUUGUAUUGUCAUAUGCAGGCAUGAGGACAUCGUGUAGUCCUUUGGAGUUAUGAAAAGGAAGAAACUGGUCAGCAGACUAAAACACUGGACUUGUCCUUUUCAAGAUCCAGAGCUCCAACAUUCCUUGGCCUAAAAAAGAAAAUCAUCUGGGAAAAUGUGGGCAAGGAAUCUUAUGGCAAGAGCCUUAUAUGACAAUGUUCCAGAGUGUGCUGAGGAACUGGCCUUUCGCAAAGGAGACAUCCUCACUGUCAUAGAGCAGAACACCGGAGGACUGGAAGGAUGGUGGCUCUGUUCCUUACAUGGUCGGCAAGGUAUUGUCCCAGGCAACCGGGUAAAGCUCCUGAUUGGUCCCAUGCAAGAGGCCUCCUCCAGUCAGGACCAGCCUACUCCUGGACUGAUUCACCAGACCUUUGGCCAACAGAAGCUCUAUCAAGUGCCAAACCCACAGGGUGCUCCUCGGGAAACAAUCUACCAAGUGCCACCUUCCUACCAAAAUCAGGGAAUUUAUCAAGUACCCAUUGGCCAUGGUACCCAGGAAAAAGAUGUGUAUCAAGUACCACCAUCUGUGCAAAGAGGCAUUGGGGGUACUAAUGGUCCCCACUUUAGUAAAAAGGUGAUAACCCCACUGAGGACAGGCCACGGCUAUGUGUAUGAGUACCCAUCCAGAUACCAAAAGGAUGUCUACGAUAUCCCUCCUUCUCAUACCACUCAAGGGGUAUAUGACAUCCCUCCAUCAUCAGUGAAAGGCCCUGUGUUUUCAGUUCCAGUGGGAGAGAUGAAACCUCAAGGGGUCUAUGACAUCCCUCCUACUAAAGGGGUAUAUGCCAUUCCACCGUCUGCUUGCCGAGAUGAAACAGGGCUCAGGGAAAAAGAGUAUGAUUUUCCUUCUCCGAUGAGACAAGCCGGAAGGCCAGAUGUCAGACCUGAGGGUGUGUAUGACAUCCCCCCAACUAGUUCCAAGCUGGUGGGGAAUGACCUUCACAUGAAAUAUAACUGUGAUGCUUCAGGAGCUGCUGAACAAAAACACCAAAGCAUUUCCUUGAAACACUCGCCCCCACAGCUGGGACCAUUGGUGAGUGCUCACAGUGAUGCAUAUGAUAUCCCACGAGGGGCUCAGUUUCUGGAACCACCAGCAGAAACCAGUGAGAAAGCAAACCCUGAAGAAAGAAAUGGUGUUUAUGAUGUCCCUCUGCACAACCCAGCAGAUGCCAAAAGCUCUCAGGACGUGGUAGAUGGAAUCAACCGAUUAUCUUUCUCCAGUACAGGCAGCACCAGGAGUAACAUGUCCACAUCUUCCACCACCUCAAAGGAGUCUUCACUAUCAACUUCCCCAUCUCAGGACAAAAGGCUCUUGCUGGAUCCAGACACAGCCAUUGAGAGACUUCAUCGGCUCCAGCAGACCCUGGAGAUGGGCGUCUCCAACCUAAUGGCACUAGUCACCACCACGGACUGGCGGUGUUAUGGAUACAUGGAACGACACAUCAAUGAGAUACACACCGCAGUGGACAAGGUGGAGCUGUUUCUGAGGGACUAUCUCCAUUUUGCCAAGGGUGCUGUAGCAAAUGCUUCCUGCCUCCCAGAACUCAUCCUCUACAACAAAAUGAAGCGGGAGCUCCAGAGAGUGGAAGACUCUCACCAGAUUCUGAGUCAAACCAGCCAUGACUUAAAUGAGUGUAGCUGGUCCCUCAAUGUCCUGGUCAUCAACAAGCCCCAAAACAAGUGUGAUGAUCUGGACCGGUUUGUCAUGGUGGCAAAGACGGUGCCCGAUGAUGCCAAGCAGCUCACCACAACCAUCAACACCAAUGCAGAGGCCCUGUUCAGACCAGGCCCCGGCAGCUCGCAUGUGAAGAAUGGGCCUGAGAGCAUCAUGAACUCCACUGAGUACCCCCAUGAUGGAUCCCAGAUACAGCCGCUGCAUUCUGGAGACCACAAGGCCCAGGCCCUCAACAAGAUAUUACCCUCAAGCCUGGGCAAGGACCAGCCUAUAGCUGACUGUGGCAGCAGUGAUGGCUCUGAAAGGAGCUGGAUGGAUGAUUAUGACUACGUCCACUUACAGGGUAAAGAGGAAUUUGAAAGGCAACAGAAAGAGCUGUUGGAAAAAGAAAAUAUCAUCAAACAGAACAAGCUGCAGCUGGAACAUCAUCAGCUAAGUCAGUUCCAGUUGUUGGAACAAGAAAUUACAAAGCCAGUGGAAAAUGACAUUUCAAAGUGGAAGCCCUCUCAGAGCCUCCCGACAACAAACAGCAGUGUGGGUGCUCAGGACAGGCAGUUGCUUUGCUUCUACUAUGACCAGUGUGAGACCCAUUACAUUUCCCUUCUCAAUGCCAUUGACGCUCUCUUCAGUUGUGUGAGCUCAGCCCAGCCCCCGCGGAUCUUCGUGGCGCACAGCAAGUUUGUCAUUCUAAGUGCACACAAACUGGUUUUCAUUGGGGACACGCUGACAAGGCAGGUUGCUGCCCAGGACAUUCGCAACAAAGUGAUGAACUCCAGUAACCAGCUCUGUGAACAGCUCAAGACUAUCGUUAUGGCAACGAAGAUGGCCGCCCUUCAUUACCCCAGCACCACCGCCCUGCAAGAAAUGGUGCACCAAGUGACGGACUUGUCCAGGAACGCGCAGCUCUUCAAGCGCUCUUUGCUGGAGAUGGCCACGUUCUGAAAGGGAAGGGAGAAGGGGGUGCUGAGUGGGUUACUAAGGAAAACUGGAAAUAGUGUCUGGUUUUUGUAAAUGUUAUCUAUUUUUGUAGAUAUUUUAUAUGAAACUGAAAUAUUUUAACACUGUAUGGUUUAGACAACAUUCAGACAUUCAGGGAGUUAGAAGGAGAACUUUUUUCUCUGCAUUGUUAUGUAUACACAUAAGCAUCUAAGAUAUAAACUGUACAGAAACUUGGCCACUUGUGUAUGUGUGCUUGUGUAUUCGUGUUUGUUUAUAGGUGUGUGAUACAUUCCAUUAAAAACAUGAAUUAAGAUGCACCUUAGUAAAUACAUUUUAAUGCUGCAUUUGUUUUUAAGAAAACAUACCAGUUUCUUGUAAUAUUGCUCUACAUAUACUAGCAAUUUAUUCUGAGCCCGUCACUUCCACAUCUGGGAAGGGAAUUAUUUCAAGUGUUCACCUUCCAAAUAACAAGGCAUGGUAUAUACCUCGUCCUUGUUUUGAAACUCUUUCUAAAAUUGGCUGUCUUAGGUAUAUAUUACAAAAUGUCUCACUUCUGGUUGAAAAAGCCAUCUUACAGAAAAAAAGUUUCAGAAAGUCUACAUUGAUCCAAGCUCCUAUACUUUAGGUGCUGGAGAGAGAAGAGACACGUGUGUUAAGCAACCAAGUCCCCAAUUAAGACUGAGUUGUUUGAACACCAAGAGGACGUCACAAUGAAAAGAGAGCAUGUGCUUCCGUGGGACUAUUUAAUGGUCUGUAUUUUUUAAUGAUUUGGCAUGAGAUUUUCCAAAUGAUGUUUUCAGAUGUGUGAAAACCAUAUUAUGUGCAUCAGGAAUUUAUAAAAGCAAAUCAGACUAUGAUCAGCCACAAAAAGGAUGAUUUCAUCUGCCAGGUGUAAGUACGGGACUUUCUGACUUUCAGUAUUCACUUAGGUGCUACUAUCCCCCCAUUACUUGAGGGAAACUGGCCAGUUCCUUCAUCAUCUGAACUUUAGAGCCAUGAGUCCACAUCCUACUCAAAGAGAAUUCAUGGCUUGAUCUUGCACCAUCUGUAGAACAUGCAGAGGCACACUUGACACUUAGAGUAGCUACCUGAGCCCAUCUAGUCUUUACUACUGUGUCUGGCCAACAAUCUUCUGUACACAGCCCACCACCAUCUCACCACUCAGCGCAGUAUCCAUUCCAUAGUCUAUCCCCUUGCACCUGCUGGUGUUGCACAGCACAGACACAUUAUAAGCCAACUGCUUGAUCAUGCAGCAAAUAAAAUACUUUCUGCCUGGUGAGAAAAUGUAUUCUCAUAACUACCAAGUCAAGAAGCACACUAUCUAUGGUCUUUCAGCCCACUUCUUACUUAAUGGUUUUAUUCCAGCUUGUUUGAAAAUGUUUUUAUUUGUAAUAUAUACUUUGACUGAACUAAGCUUGCAUUUUAAACAUCCAAGUUAUAGGAACAUGGCAAGAUUUAAAGAGCAGAAUGCAUGAUCUCAGUAUGGGGAAACUUACCAUAGAAGAUGCUUUUCAAAACAACUGCUAUUACAGUUCUCAAAGUUCUGUUCUGCCAAAAGAAGAUUAAAGGUUGUAUUGUUGUAUGACAAGUAAAUGUGUGGGGAGGAAGGGGAUUACUGAAAAUUGACAACACUUGAAAAAGCUUAAAAGUAUGUCCUUGUAGAUUUCAUUAUAAGUGUGUAUUUCUUAGGAGAUGACGGACUUGUUCUAAGUGGUGACAUUUCAGUUUUAAAGUCAAAAUGUUCAAUCUGUAUUCUUUUUGUUAUCUUGUAUGUAGAGGCUAUUUUAAAUCAUUAAAUUUUUUAGAUCUGU